AUGGCUGCCCUUGGCAAGGAGAUUACAUAUCAUGACACCGCCGGGUUCCGACAGCGCAUCGCCCUCUCGGCCAUCACCAACCGACCCGUCUCAAUGAAGGAUAUCCGCGUAAAAACUGAAAAUCCGGGCCUACGCCCUUCGGAAGCAUGUAUUCUCCACAUUUUGGAACGAGUCAGCGAAAACGUUGCCGUAGACGUCAGAAACGGAUCUACAGACCUGCUGGUAGAACCGGGACUCCUUGUUGGACGAGACUACGCGUUCACCGUCGAAUGUCCCCCGGAUAGAGGAUUGGUGUACUAUCUCGAAUUCCUCGUCAUGAUUGCGCCGUUCAUGAAGCAUCCUGCUAAUAUAAACUUGGAGGGCAUUACGGACCACCCCCAUGACCUUAGCAUGGACGCUUUCAGGACCGGGCUGAACGCUUACACGCAGAAAAUUGGUCUCCCGGAAAUGGGAGUGAAUGUAAUACGGAGAGGAUUGCUGCCCGAGGGUGGCGGCUGUGUACAGUUCACUUGUGGAGUGCUAAAAGCCGUGGAACCUUUCAAAUUAAUUUACGGAGGGCGCAUCGCACGCGUGCGCGGAACGGUUUUCACAUGCCAUAUGAAUGCGAUUUUCGGCACGAAGACCAUUGAGAGUGCCCGAAAUGUUCUGAACGAGUUGCUAGCGGAUGUACACAUAUACACAGAGCCUCAGUCGGGUGAGAAAGGUGGCAAAAGUCCUGGAUUCGGCUUGACAUUAGUGGCAGAGACUGUAAGGAGUGGGAUAGUGUAUGUUGCGGACGGUCUGAUAGAUAAGAAUGAGGCAGAUCAGAAGGAGCUUACAGCCCGCGAGAAAAUGCAGCCGACCUUCUUAGGGCGUCGGGACUUGGGGGACCUUAUUCAGCAGAAGUCUGCGCGAAAGACUUCCGAAACCAUAACUGAAAAGCUGGGGCGGGAGGUUGCUCUUCGAUUAUUAGCGGAGUUAUGUGAAGGAGGUGCGGUUGACUCUGCUUUCCAAUGGCUACCAAUUUAUUUUAUGGCAGUAGCAGAUGAUGAUAAGGUAUCCCGGGUGGUUACGGGAAGGCUGACUCAAAAUACUGUCUUGCUAUUGCGUCAUAUCAAUGACUUCCUGUCGUUGCGGUAUCAAAUAGACACCCACCAGGCGGCUCUAGAGUCUUUAGUCAAGCUUCCAGAACAGAAGACCGAAUCCCAGAAGACCGAAUCCCAGAAGACCGACUUGGACGUCGGGGAGAAGGCCGCAGACAAAAAUUCACACUCUGGCGACAACGUAAAAGAAGACCUAGGGGAAGAAACAAUAUACGAUGAUGAGGACGACGACCCGCCUUUCAGUUUGGCCGCAGCUGAAGGAUUACAGCGCGCCCGUAGGGAGAAUAGAUUUGUUUUGACGUGCCGAGGGGUCGGAUUAGCCAACAUCUCGCGUGUUACUUUUUAG
This is a messenger RNA of Gregarina niphandrodes, 1428 nucleotides long. Its product is annotated as putative RNA 3'-terminal phosphate cyclase-like protein. The transcript has a single exon. Gene Ontology annotation, molecular function: RNA endonuclease activity. Gene Ontology annotation, cellular component: nucleolus. Gene Ontology annotation, biological process: endonucleolytic cleavage of tricistronic rRNA transcript (SSU-rRNA, 5.8S rRNA, LSU-rRNA); ribosome biogenesis. Bases 1 to 1428 code for a protein of 475 amino acids. The record is from RefSeq and is a predicted model, not a curated record. NCBI's taxonomy places the organism in Eukaryota, Apicomplexa, Conoidasida, Eugregarinorida, Gregarinidae.